AAUGUCCUAUCGUUUUCAACUAACCGUUUGUUCAUUGCAGAUUUGUGCUGCGUUAAUAUCGACCCUGAUCGGUGCAGAGACCGAACGACCCCGAAGACGAUCACAGCCGAAGAACCACCUCUCUCCACCGAGGAUAGAGAACAUCAGCACAACACCGAUAACGUUCACCACCCUCCAACCAGAACUAAGAUCCUUCAGCUCACAAAUCGACGCCAGCGUGCAUUUCCCCAACAGAAGACCCAGAAUUCGCACCAGUCGGUUCGCCACGUUCAGACUAAGGGAGUCAAAUCGCCCCAAAAACACUCGUCACCGAAGACAGCUUCACCGACGCGCCAAAAAGUCCCGUUUAGGGAGAUCGUUCGACAUCAGCGAAACUAAAACGAUAGAGACAGUGCACGGACCUCCGAAAAUCUCAGAGAAGAUCCACAUCGAGCCCAUCGUCCGUGUGACGAAGAACAAAAGCGUAUUGGACUCGAUUAUUGAUAUGAUACGGCGAUUAAUCGGGACUGAGAAGACGUUGGGUCCUCUGGUGGGUCCUUUCCACUUCCCCGGAGUGGGAGACAAAGUGUACGUCAGACUCCUGGACCCGGUGCUUCCCGAUCACCUGGUGAUUCGAUUCGUGUCCCACUCGCCGGUCACCAAGGUGGAAUCUCCGAUCGGCAAGGAUAUCUCUCUUCCGAUUCAAUUAGCGAAGCACCCUGAAAUCUUGCCCGCCAUCGCUCACGAGUCCUUCGUGUCUCCUAACGAAUUAGUGAGCUUCAGCAAACAUCCUGUCGUUGCGUCCGUUGCUUCGGACAGUUUCCUGUCCUCCAGCAAUAAGGUUCAAGCUUCGAAACCUUUGGUGAGCCACAAGUUCCUGGGAAGCGGCUGGAAUGUACCUAAGACUUACGGUGUGGAUGUGAACAUCCACAGCAACUUGACAAACACGUACCAACCUUCGCCAUUAUCUACAAACAAUGCAGUUGAUUGGAAUUUUCAACCAAACGGGAAAAUUAAAGAACUGAGUUAUCAGGAUUCCUUCAACCAGGUGUACCAGCCAGGCACGGAGGACCCUGGAUUGAAGUACGUCCAGGACUUCCAUGACCCGUUCAACGCUUCAGACUUCCAGGCGGAAAAUCCUUUUGUCCCCGUGCAGGAUUACAAUGUGCAUCAGUUUGAGAAUAAAUUUACCUCUGAGAGUCCUCCGAAGUACAGUCUCGAUUUUGUCAGCAAGAAGAUGAGGUAUCUGAACUUGGACGGAAGCGUUUCGGACGACAAGGAUGGAGGUUUUAAACCUAUGGAAGAUCCUACUUCCAAAGGGGUUAGGGUGAUUAGGAAGAUACAAGUGAGGAGGAAGGAAAUUGGGACGAACGAAAAGGAUCGGAAAGGAGCGGAAAAGAGCAGGGCGGAAGUCAACAGGAAGAUUGAUGACAUUACAAACGUGGUUAGAAACGAGACACGAUUGAACGAAGAUGACAGCAAGGAAUAUUUUCCUAACUUUGGACAACGUUUUCAGAACGAGUCAUCUACGGAGCCUGGGAACGUGAAGCCUGUGUUAACGAAGGAGCAAUCGAACUCGACUGACUCGAGAACGAUAUAGAGGGCUGUUCUAUAUUAUAUUUUUCAUUUGUUUUUGACGAAGGAGUUGCUUUAACUCUGAUUUAUAUUCCGUUUUAUCAUGUU
Megachile rotundata (alfalfa leafcutting bee) is the source of this 1662-nucleotide messenger RNA. RefSeq lists its product as uncharacterized. The record is from RefSeq and is a predicted model, not a curated record. NCBI's taxonomy places the organism in Eukaryota, Metazoa, Arthropoda, Insecta, Hymenoptera, Megachilidae.